CCCACACUUCGCCACAACACACGACCAUGGCGCACGUCGAAGAGAAGGAGAACAUCGCCGACGGGCUCGUCGCGAACACAUCCUUCAACGCGCCAUCAUUACCCCCCAAGAAAACCGCGCCGAAGAAGAAACGCGCGAAGAGCAUCGGCCCAGGUGGCCUCGAAAAAGAAGAAGAGGCGCCGCUAAAGGCGAGCAGUGGGAACAGGAGAAAGUCUGCAUUUGUACCGGCUGUCAAGUCAAUCUUAUCCUCCAAUGCUGAGGAUGAGAAGAAGCGCAAAGAGGCCCGUCGCAAAUCGCUAGCGAAGAGACGCGUCUCAUUUGCGCCUGAGGCGACGCUGCACACAUGGGAUGUCGUCGAAUACAUGCGCGAUGCAACCAGCUCCUCCGCUGCCUCGGACGCGACACGACGGGCCUCGUUAGCCUCACAAGCACAGCAGCCCGAAUCCGAUCCCGCCGAACCCCCCUCCACACCACCUGAGCAGGUUGCAGAGCCAGAGCUCGAGGUCGAAACAACCCCGGCAAACCAGCGCGAAAGCCACCAGAAGAAGAACCGCCGCAGCUCUGGCAUCCCCCCCAUGAACUUCAACAACCCAGACGAUGUCUAUUCAUCGAGUCCUCUGAGCGGCGACAAUGCGUCGCCUGGGGACCGAAUCGAGGAGAGCGAAUCUGAGGAUGAUGAUGAUGCCACGGCGAACUUUGAUGUAGCACCUGAUACAGAUGACAGCUCACAGAGCAGCGCAAGACUGGACGCGGCGCUACGACAGGCAUUUGCACAGGCCGGAACACAGAAGCUGGAUCUUGAUGAGGAAGGCGAGAUGACCAUGGAGAUGGCGGACGAUGAGAUCACAGCGUCAUUCAAGCCCUGGGCGCGCAAAGGCGCAGAAGAGAAGGAAGCUGCUCAGUCUUCCUCGCCAGCUAGAUCAGGGGCAGACGAUGAUAUGAGCAUGGAUGUCACCCGCGCAAUUGGACGGAUCGUCGAACAGCCAGAAGCACAGAGUUCAGACAUGGAGGACGACACAGGCAUGAGCAUGGAGCUCACUAUGCCGCUCGGUAGCAUCCAAACAAUGGCUGCGAAGGCGCCAGCAAACCGAAGAAAGAGUCUUAAACGGAGAGUGUCAGCAAUCGAACCACCCCAGGGCAGUCCGGCGAAGAAGCCUACCAGCCGUCGUACCAGCCUUCGAAACCGCCGCAAGUCGGAAGAACCCGCCGCUGACGAUGCGACAAUGGAUCUCACCAUGGCCAUCGGAGGCAUCAAGAGUAACGCGCCUGUCGAGCGCCAGGAUGACGACGAUAGGCGGAGCAGUAUGGGCAGUGUUGCUAUAGACGAGACUAUGGACUUCACUAUGGCAGUCGGAAGUAUCAAGAUUGCACCAGUACCGGCUGUGGAAGCACAAGAGAGCGAUGCAGACGAUGAUGGGUUCACUAUGGAGUUUACCAAGGUUGUUGGACCUGGAAUCAAGCGCCUCGACAAGCCCACAACGACGCCCGAACAGCCCACGACAGUCGAUUAUCCUCUUCUGCCGGAGCUUGCAAAGACACCUACUCCGGAGAAGCCCGCGGUUGCUGCGUCAUCUCCCGCUGUCUCGAAAGCUCAGACACCACAAAAGUCUCCCAAGGAGUCACCUCGAGAGGUUAUAAACGCUGCCCCUGAGGCACAGUUGGACCCACUGCCGGUGCCGGUAGAGCGCACACCAACAAAGCCUCCUGUGGCUGCCAAGCUGAAUCUUGAUCCUGGCACUCCGGAGUUUGUAAGGCAGCUUUCAGCUGGUGACGUCGAGCCUUCGCCGUUUGUGAGGCGAACUCCGCUGAACUCCCUCAAAAAGGAAGCCGUUACUACUCCUGUCAGCUCCACUAAACCGAAGACGGCUGCCACUACACCUGUGAGCAACAGUAAGAAGAGGGAGUCUAUGGUCAUUCCAGCAGAUCCCAUUGAUGCUCCUAUCCUGAACAGACGCCGUUCGUCAUUGUCUGGCGUGCAGUUCAGUCCCAUCAGCGCACCGCGCGAGGAGCCGACGCUGAGGAGUACCGCUCUGUUGUCUAACAGCAUCAAGCUGCUAUCGACGCCUCGCAAAGCAUCCCUGAUGUCUCCAGUAAAGCGAGGCAUGACACCAAAGAAGUCACAGACUCCUCAGAAGCAGGCCACCCCCAAGCAGAAGACCCCGACGCCUAAUAAGAAGACUCCAAGAAAGUCUUUGAGCCCAAAGAAACGCGUUGUCUUUGGUGCAGAGCUUGAGAAGGAGGAGCCAAUUGCUGGUGAUGUCGACGAGGACGUGUCUGAAAUUGAGCGCAUCUCUCUGUCAGACUUCUUGAGCUUGACAAAGAUCUCCUUCAUGGACGUGAGCGCUAGCAAGCGACGUGCCACCGUUGCACCAGCUGCCUUCCGCGACAUGGACGUCGAUGAGACACCAGAGACAUUGGACCGUUACGUCGUUGCUGGCGCGUGCACAGUACCAGAAUAUGAGCUCUACUCGCAUGCUUGUCACGAGAUGAAGAGGUACAUUUCUUCUGGUCGCGAAGCUGUCCGCCAAAUUGAGGCGAAUGUCGAGGAUGACAACCCGCUACUCUUCAGCGAAUACUUGACAGCGCCGCCGGACCAGCGUACUAUCAUGGACAACCAGUUCAAGAACCUCAGAACGAACGCUCGUCUUGAGGCUCGAGGCGAGUGGUACACCUGGCGAAGUACCUUACUGGGAACUCUCAAAGCCAGUCUUCUUUCCACACUGGACGACUUCAAGCACGACGAAGCCUGCCUUCUCAACCAGGAGCGCCUUCUUGAUGUGGUCUUGCCACCUCUGAUCGAGAAGCAGGAGCAGCUGUCCGCCGAUCAAAAGCAACUGCAACAGCGCCACGACGAACUCAACAGCUGCGACCGCGAGGAGCUGGAACAGACUCGCGAGAAUCUCAUCGCCACUGACGCUGCACUGCAAGCGAAGCGUGAGCUCCUCAUGCAGCUCCAGCAAGAACUUGCCGACAAAGAGGCGCGCACCGACGCCGUGAAAGAGCGCAAAGUGGAGUGCCUUGCUGAGAUCAAGGCGGCUGAACGCGUCCGCGAAGAGUGUCGAGGCUGGUCCACGACUGAAGUUAGGGACCUCAAAGCCAAAGUCACCGCCCUCGAGAACGCUCAUGGCUGGAGCAUCACCUCCGCCUCUGCCUCCAGUAUAACCAUGACACACCUUUCCGACCUCGAGCUCUACUUCCAGCCGCAAUGCUUUGCCACCAGCCCGACGACGCCGACACCCAACGGCUCCAUCUCGCUCGCCUACAUUGGCGACUCUGCGCAACCGCACCCGCGACCGCUGACGACUAGCAAGCGUUUCUUUCUCCAGCUCAUCCGCGCGCAGUUACACUGCAUCCCUCAGAGCCAGACCUCCAUUGCUGAAGUCUUAGCACUUGUCAAGAACGGCUGGACAACAGCACUCGCCGUCGCUGAAGGCGUGAGGUGGCUCGAACAUAACUACGUAACUGAGGAGUGCAUUCUAAGCGACGAGCACAUGGGCAUCAAGGCAGACAUGCUCCUGCCCGCCCUACAGACCAAAGUCCGCGUCAACUUCGAGAUCGGCGUCGUUCUUAACUCGGGUGGUGUCGAGACGGAGGUCGAUGUGAAAGCAGAGGUUGUGUAUGGCGAGAAGUAUGGCGAGGAGAAGAUGGGUGCGUUUUUGAGGGAUUUCUAUGGUGAGGUUGUGAAGGAGGAGAGGGAUAUGACGGUUUGGGCUGAUGGGAUGUUGGAUCUUGCACAGAGGUUGAAGAAGACUGGGCGGAAAGGGGAGAGGAAGUAAAUGAUGCGUCGGAGCAGCGUUGUUGUCUUGUCGACCACUUAUGAGUUAUGACGGAGUUUGGUUCUUGGAUACGUUAUGGGUUUGGUGUUAUGUGUGGGGUUGUCUAUAUUUCAUUGCUUAUAGAGCAUUGUCAACGCAUCUUCACAUCU
Messenger RNA from Macroventuria anomochaeta, 3925 nucleotides. RefSeq names its product Spc7-domain-containing protein. Bases 27 to 3776 code for a protein of 1249 amino acids. Lineage: Eukaryota; Fungi; Ascomycota; Dothideomycetes; Pleosporales; Didymellaceae. The record is from RefSeq and is a predicted model, not a curated record. The transcript is spliced from 4 exons. Gene Ontology annotation, biological process: mitotic spindle assembly checkpoint signaling; protein localization to kinetochore; mitotic sister chromatid biorientation.